GGGGAAUUCCCGCAUCCCAUGAAGCGGGGCACUUGACCUGGCAUCUUUUGUAUCAGCCGAUUUGACCCAUAGGAUGCUCUCCAAUCUUGGGCUUUCUUCCAUGUCGACUGACCUGCAACGAAAUCCCAAGUCCCCAACACUUCGACGUGGUGUCCCGUAUCGGAGGGUUUGACGGAUUAUACGAACACGGAUAUUGUACCUUCCACCACCUAAUUGGUACAAAGAUGUCAUGCAACUCUGACUGUCAUACCUGCCCUAAGAGCAGCCAUCAAGAGGCAGCAGAAGCCCUCGCUGCCGCGCAGUCUAGAUAUGUCGCCAACAACCCGCUCUCCAAGAAGCAGCAUGAAUUGGCCGUUGAGUCGCUGCCAGGCGGCAACACCCGCACCUUGCUACACACUUCCCCGUUCCCCCUUUGCAUGAAGCAUGGAAAAGGCACUUUUGUGUGGGACGAAGAUGGCCACAAAUACACCGACUUCGUAGGCGAGCUCUCCGCCGGCCUUUAUGGGCAUUCUCACCCCGUCAUCCGCGCCGCCAUUCUCUCUACUUUUGACGAGAUUGGUCUUUCCCUCGGCUCCACCACCACUUACGAAGCCCGCUACGCCUCCCUUUUGUGUCAACGCUUCAAGCUCGAGCGAGUACGCAUGACCAACACAGGUACGGAAGCAAAUCUCCAUGCUCUGGCGGCUGCUAGGCACUACACAAGGAAGAAGAAAGUGGUGGUGUUCAACGGCGGAUAUCACGGUGCUUGUUUCUCGUUCGGGGGAGGUAAGGCGGCGCCGAAUACCGCUGACAAAGGCGAUUUUGUGGUUGUGCAGAAUUACGGGGAUGACGAGGCAGCUGCUGAGGCAAGAAGAGUCAUUGAGGAGACGGCGAGGGAGGGCGACCUGGCUGCGGUGUUGGUAGAGGGAAUGCAAGGUGCUGGGGGGUGCCUUCCGGGCAGCAAAGAGUUCCUGUUGGCGGCACAGGAAGCGGCAAAGAACACUGGAGCAAUCUUUAUCCUGGAUGAGGUGAUGACUUCCCGGCUGGCACCCAAUGGGUUAGGACAGGAGCUGGGACUGAGCCCGGAUCUGGUCACGCUGGGCAAGUACCUGGGUGGUGGAUUCAGUUUUGGAGCUUUCGGAGGAAAGAAGGAGAUCAUGGACUCUGUCUAUGAUCCGAGGGUGAAGGGCAGUCUGGCCCACUCGGGCACUUUCAAUAACAAUACCAUGACGAUGUGCGCUGGGUUUGCAGGGCUGAACCAGGUGUUUACGGAGGAAGUCUGUGUCGAGCUCAACAGGGUGGGAGACGUCUUGAGGGGGAGGUUGAAUGGGGUGGCAAAGAGAACACGGUUGAGAUUCACGGGGAGGGGCUCGUUGAUUGGGUUGCACUUCAGGGAGAAUGGGACAUUCGAGAGCCAGGAGAGGGCGGAUUUGAGAGAUCUAUUCUGGUUUGAGAUGCUGGAGGAGGGCUUUUGGACCACGAGAAGAGGGUUCAUUGCCAUGAUGUUGGAUACCCCUAAAGACGAGUUGGAUCGGUUUGUUGAUGCAGUGGGCAGAUUCUUGGAGAGGCAUGCUGGCAUCAUGAUGGUGUAGAUGUAGUGCGUCUACUACAUACUCUGUCGUUGUUUUCUGCUGGGCUUUCAGUGUGUUAUUCUCCUGUACUUCAGGAACAUGGUGGACGUGGACCGAGAUUCCAACGCCGAUCUGGCAGACUUGCCGAUGGAAGUUUGGAACUGAAACACCACACAGUUGGCUUGUUUCUGAUACAGCAUCCAAUUAGGUACCAGGUUGGCUUCGUUUUGUGUCUCCACGUCUUCGGAUAAUAGCCGGCUUUUACGGCAGUUGAUCCCACUUCC
This is a messenger RNA of Neurospora crassa OR74A, 1834 nucleotides long. Its product is annotated as glutamate-1-semialdehyde 2,1-aminomutase. Lineage: Eukaryota; Fungi; Ascomycota; Sordariomycetes; Sordariales; Sordariaceae. The transcript is spliced from 2 exons. The record is from RefSeq and is a predicted model, not a curated record. Gene Ontology annotation, molecular function: pyridoxal phosphate binding; transaminase activity. Bases 225 to 1571 code for a protein of 448 amino acids.